AUGGAGUCCGUUUUCUCGUCCGGCCGGCCAGGAUGCCAUGCCCUCUCCGCCGUCUUCUUCCUCCUUCCCCCAUGUGUCAUCUUCCUAGCCCUGGAUCUCGCAUUGCGAAGGUGCCACAGAGCUACUAUCUCCGUGGCCGAGGACCAUACCUCCGAGUCCGCGUCCCUUAAAUCGACAACUCUCUCCCUGCCAACACCAAAGGAGACCCUGGCCCAGGAUGUCGCAGUCCAGCGAACACAAUCCCUACCCACACCAUCCCCUUCCAUCCACGGAUCAGCGACAUCCACCCGCACCGACUUCCGUCGUCGCAACAAGCAGCCUGAGAUCAGGCCAGAGUUCAUGAGGUUCUGCGAGAACCUAGUACAGACGAAUCGUAUCUGGGCACAGGAGAGAGAGAUCAAGCGCCUCGAGGAAGCCUUGGAGUCCGCCACGAAGGCACAUCAGCGCGUAGAAUUCGACGCUUUGUGCCGGAGGCAAUUGCUGGAGAAUGAGCUGUCGAGAGCUCAGAACGAGGCAAAGGGCUUGCGAGAAGAGAGGGAUAGACUCAGUCUGUUGAACGCCGAGUUUGCCGCUGAGAUGCAGAAGAAGCAUGCGAUCGAGGAGCUGGCGAAGGACGUCCGGAGAGAGGCUGAGGAGACGCGGAGAUUGUUGGACAGAAGUCGCACUGAGCACGAGCGGGAGAUACGCGAGAUGGUUGAGGAAUGCAGGAAGGAGAGUAGGCAGCUGCGGGAGGAGAUUGCGCAGCUGAGGUUGGCGCAGGAGGCGAAGGCAGUCGAGCAGGCGAUAUCGAACGAACUGGAGGAUAGGGCACUCGGAAGCAAUCGGCAAUCAGCUACCGGAUAG
This is a messenger RNA of Coprinopsis cinerea okayama7#130, 843 nucleotides long. RefSeq lists its product as hypothetical. Lineage: Eukaryota; Fungi; Basidiomycota; Agaricomycetes; Agaricales; Psathyrellaceae. The transcript has a single exon. The coding region runs from base 1 to 843 and encodes 280 amino acids. The record is from RefSeq and is a predicted model, not a curated record.